Molecule: messenger RNA, 3960 nt
Organism: Ostreobium quekettii
Lineage: Eukaryota; Viridiplantae; Chlorophyta; Ulvophyceae; Bryopsidales; Ostreobiaceae
Source: the annotation of a GenBank genome assembly
AUGGACAGUGGGGGCCUGCUGAGCUCCGCAAACCUGGUGGAGUACAAAGACUACUGGGAGACGCUGAAUGCGCUGCUGAAGCAGGUGGUGACGAUCGUGGAUGGGUUGGCCGGCGGGGCAGACGUCCAGGAGGCCAAGGCGAGGCCCGUUGUGGAUGCGCUGGAGCAGCUGCUGGCGCGGGCCAGGGACCAGAGGGCCAAGGGCAAGGGGCUGGUCAAGAACCCAUUGCUGAGGUGGAAGCUCGUGCAGAAUUUGGAUACGCUGAGGGACAGGGUGCGGACCGUGGUGGAGAGGGCGGAGGAGGGGGGGGAAUGGAGCGAUGUGAUGUUGGACAGGGUCAGGGGGUUGGUGGGGGAGCUCUCCGGGGAGCUGGUGGAGGUCAUGGAGCAGGGAACACCAUUGCUGCUGCCGAUGCCCUCGCGGUUCGUGGUGGGGAUCGAGCGGCAUGUGGACGCGAUGAAGGAGCUGUUGCUCAGGAGCGCAGAGGUGAGGGACAUGUACGGUGGCCGGGUGGGCGUGGUGGGCAUGGGCGGUGCCGGGAAGACCCUGCUGGUGAACACCAUCUGUCGGGACGACGAGAUCCUGGACAAGUUCCGGGGAAUAUCAUGCGUGACUGUAACCAGCAGCCCAGACGUGUUGCGCUGCCAGGCCCAAAUGCAUCGGGACCUGCUCGGGGAUGGCACAUUGGACCAGUUUAUGGCGGAGGAGGAUGAGGUGAAGCGCAAGGAGUGGCUGCGGUUCGAGCUGCAGCACCAGAGGGUGCUGCUGGUGCUGGACGAGGUGUGGUGCAAGAAGAUAAGCGACCUGGACAGCCUGAUGGUGAUCAACCCGAACAACGGCAGCAGGGUUCUGUUCACCACACGGGGCUCGCACCUGUUCCGCCAAACUGGCUCUGGCUACAAGUAUGAGCUUGGGGAGAUGCUGCACGAGCACGCGAUGCAGCUGUUCUGCCACAACGCGUUCGGCACCCCAAAGGCCCCCGGACACAUGAGCGGGCUGGUGGCCCAGGUCGUGAACGAGUGCGGCGGGCUGCCGCUGGCGUUGGAGGUCACGGGAGCGGCCGUGGCGUCCUACGCCGUGGACAACACCGAUGAGGACGGCUGCAGGGGUGCCCUGGAAUUCGCCCUGGAGAGGCUGGCAGAGUCUGAGGUGCUGAGUUUGGACCAGGAGGAGCUGCUUUUGCGGCGUCUCAGGCUCAGCUACGACGCCCUGUCUGCCAGGGAGAAGGACUGCUUCCUGCACUUCGCCUCGGUCGCUGACGACUACCGAAUGCUCCUGUCGGAUGUCAUCGACCUGUGGUCCGCAGCGCAGGGGAUCAAGAGCAACGAUGCGCUGAUGAUCUGGGGCCAGCUGGUGGCCAUGUCGCUGGUGAAAUGGGACCGCCAGGGGGCCCCUGGGUUCCAGCUAACCGACGAGGAGCUGGCGAUGAGGUUCUCAGGCUUUGCGGACAUUUUUUCCACCACCUGCUAUGUGCACCGCGUGAUGCGGGACAUGGCGAUGUUCAUAAUCAAUGGGGAUGAGGCAUCCAAGCGCCAGCGCUGGUAUAGCCCGGGACCGGAGCCCCGCCUGGAGGAGGUGUUCUUCCAGUGGCCAGCGGACAUUCCUGGCAGGGAGAUGUCCCUGUCCAACAAGAAGAUCACGAGCUGGCCCCAGGCCGUUCGCAUGCCCAACAUGCGCGUCCUCCAGCUCCGCGACACCGCCCUCAUGUUCGCGCCCUCUGGCGUGUGCCUGCUCACCCAGCUCCGGGUCCUGGACCUCAGCUUCACCAACAUCACGAACCUGCCCGAGGGCAUCACCAACCUCAAGGCCCUCAGGCUGCUGCAGCUCGAUGCCUGCAAGCACCUGAGCACCCUCCCCGACCAGAUCGGCGUCAUGGCAGACCUCGCCACGCUGUCGCUCCGAUUCUGCGGCCGCCUGCGCCACCUUCCCGAGUCCAUUGGCUGCCUUGGGGGUCUGCAGUCACUGCACGCUCCCGGCUGUGCAUUCAAGGCCCUGCCUGGAACCUUGGGCCGCCUACGACGGCUGCGCCGCCUGGACCUCAGCUCCUGUGAGAGGAUCGCCGAGCUGCCCACCAGUUUGAGCACCCUGUCCAGUCUCGAGCUGCUGAACCUGUAUGGCCUGUGGGAGCUCCAUGAGCUGCCUGACUGCUUCGCGGGGCUGUCCAGGCUCAGGAAACUUUUUGUGGGGGGAUGCCUGAAGUUGAAGGGGCUGCCGGAGUCGCUGACGACGCUCACGCAGCUGGACCUGCUGGACUUGCAGUACUGCUGCUCGAUCGAAGCGCUGCCGUCAGAGAUCGGUGGGCUGUGUGGGCUGAGGACGCUGUACCUGGAUUACUGCUCAGGCCUGCAAUCGUUCCCCGAAUCCAUGGACCGCCUCACCAGCCUUGAGAUCCUGGGCCUGGACUUCCGCUCCGUGAAGCACAAGCACUCCACGCAACACCUGGAAGGCCCCGGUGUUGACUGCUAUCUCAACCGCGGCAGGCUGCCCGGCGGAAUCGUCGAGCGCGUCCGAACGGGAACCAUCAAAAUCGAAGAUCAGCUUCGGGAGCAGUCAAUCGUCCACUGCUGGAAGACCAAUGGCUGGACAUCGCUGCAUGCUUCGGUUUUCCAGGGGACAGGGGUGCUGGCCAAGCAGGUCGCCAACCUGAGGGAGCUCAUCAACACAGGGGACUGGAAGGGGUCCACGCCGCUGCACUGGGCCGCCUGGUCCAACAAGGUGGAGGCGGUGGGGCUGCUGCUGGGCGCCGGGGCCGUGCCUGAUGCGCAGGAGAGGAAUGGGUGCACGCCGCUGCACCGGGCGGCAGCCAAGGGUUCCGGGGCGUGCGUGGGGGCGCUGCUCAGGGCAGGCGCCCAGAUAGACGUGCAGGAGGAGAUCGGCUUCACGGCUCUUCACUGCGCCGCUGAAAACGGCAGGAAGGAGGUCGUGGAUCUACUGGUGACUAAUGGGGCGGUGCUCGACCUGGUGACAAAGGAUGGCUUCACGUCUCUCCAUGUUGCGGCGCAAAAUGGCCACGAAGAAGUUGUGAGAACACUGUUCGAACAUGGUGCUGCAGCGGACCUCAUCACAAAGAAAGGGGCGACCUCCUUGCACCUGGCUGCAAAGAAUGGCCACACCAGUGUGGUGGACUUGCUCCUCAGGAAUGGCGCAACAGUGGACAUCGUCACACAGAAUGGCAGCACGCCUCUGACGUUUGCAGCCGAGAAUGGGCACAGGGACGUCAUCAAGCUGCUGGUUGAUCACAACUCGAAUGUGGACCGCCAGAACAAGCAUGGAUGGACGGCCCUCCACUGGGCUACUUUCAUCGGGCACAGUGGGUGUGUGAUGGCAUUGUUGGAGGGCAAGGCAACAAUUGACCUUCAGGAACAGGACAGAUUCACAGCACUGCACUGCGCAGCACAGAACGGGCGUGCAGAGGUGGUGGAGAUUCUCGUGCAGCAUGGAGCCACCCUGGACAUGGUCAACAAGGAAGGUGCCACGCCCCUGCACUACGCGGCCAAGAACGGCCACAGGAGCGUGGUAGAGGUCCUGCUGCGCCACCACGCCUUGAUGGACCUCGUGACACAGAAAGGCGCAACCUGCCUUCACCUUGCGGCCAUGGAUGGCCACAGGGAAGUGGUGGAGCUUCUCAUAGACCACCAUGCCGAAAUCAACCGCGUCACAAAGGAUGGUUGGACACCGCUAAUGUAUGCUGCCCAGAAAGGCCACGAACCUGUUGUCAGGUGCCUUCUGGAAAAGGGAGCAGAAGUCAACCACCAGAACAAGCAUGGAAGCACGGCACUCACACUGGCCGCAGAGUUCUCUCCAUAUGGAGUGGCAAAGCUCUUGAUCGAAAAUGGCGCGAAGGUGGAUGUUGCAACCAAGAAUGGCUGGAAUCCACUGACAUUUGCAGCCAGACAUGGCCACUUGGAGAUGGUAGAGUUCCUGUCCCAGCAUGGCGCUAACCUGAACCACCAGAACAAG